AUGCAGUCGGAGGGGAGGAAGCAAGCUUUGAAGAGCGGGGGAUGGAUGAGGAGGAAAAAGAUGGGGACCCGUCGCAAUAGGCGAGACUCGGCGGGUAAAUGUGCAUAUAAAUCCGUAAACACCACUCCGAGAUGUAUAAACGAUUGUCAUACCCUAAUCCCUUCAACCUGUAGAAACCAACCAAAGUCUAAUGUGUAUAUCAAGGGUGUCAAACUAACAGCUUUGUGGGACACUGGAGCAACCUGUUCAUACAUUAGUCCCAAGGCGGCCAAGAGAAUUAAGAAGGAGAAGAGGAAAUACCCCGCCUUUUUGUCACAGUGGUUAACAACACUGUCACAUUGGGCACUGUUAUAUCGAGCCAAUGCUGGGUCCUGGGUUCGACUCCCGGACGGCGCCGGGGGUAAUUCAGCCCCUACUUGGAAAACCUCCCUCUCGGAGUAA
This is a messenger RNA of Tremella mesenterica DSM 1558, 441 nucleotides long. RefSeq lists its product as uncharacterized. The transcript is spliced from 4 exons. NCBI's taxonomy places the organism in Eukaryota, Fungi, Basidiomycota, Tremellomycetes, Tremellales, Tremellaceae. Bases 1 to 441 code for a protein of 146 amino acids. The record is from RefSeq and is a predicted model, not a curated record.